AAAUGUUAUCUCGUUGCUGCUCGUCGCCGCCGGGACACUGACGAGCAGCAGUCUACAGAAACAGACUAACUACACCUCAGCAUGACUGUGUUGUAGGUUAGUUGCUCCCGGAAGACUCUGGUGUCCGUCAGAGUGGACAAGACCCUGGUGAUAGUAUGAAUGUCUUGUGGAUAUAGCGUGUACUACUUUCAGGUUUCAAUGGCGCCGCCGAGAAAGAGCGUGCUCCCGAAACCGCUCCCCGAUGGGUUCGUGCUGACGGAGACUGGGAAACAAAGGAAGUGGAGGCUGGGGAAGAUCCUUGCUCAGGGCGGCUUUGGACUGAUCUAUCUCGGUACUGCAGUGAGCACAUCCUCCCAGGAUGUGGACAGACCCGUUGCAGCAGACACUGACUUUGUCAUAAAACUGGAGUACGAGGAGAAUGGUCCCCUGUUCUCCGAGCUCAAGUUCUACCAAAGGGCGGCCAAACCAGAGAGCAGGGAAAAAUGGAUGCGGAGCAGGAAACUGGACUUCCUGGGAAUCCCGAUCUACUGGGGAUCAGGAUGCGCUGAGUAUAAUAAUCUCAGGUAUCGUUUCAUGGCCAUGGACCGACUGGGCACUGACCUCCAGAAGAUCUGCGAUCGCAAUGCAGGUCGACUAAAGAAGACCACCGUUCUCCAGCUCGGUCAAGGACUGGUGGAUGUUCUAGAGUAUAUCCAUGAGAACGAGUAUGUCCACGCCGACAUCAAAGCUGCCAACCUCAUGCAGGGUUACACAGACCCUGAAAAGAUCUACCUGGCAGACUAUGGGCUGUCCUACAGAUACUGCCCCGAUGGUGUCCACAAAGAAUACAAGGAAAACCCCAGGAAGGGCAACAACGGAACCAUCGAGUACACCAGCCUUGAUGCCCACAAAGGAAUAACCCCUUCUAGACGUGGUGACCUUCAGAUUCUGGGUUUUUGUCUUCUCCACUGGUUGUGUGGGUCCCUGCCUUGGGACAGUGUUCUCAAGGACCCAGCUGAGGUCCAGGUGGCGAAGACCAGACUGAUGGAUAAUCUUCCAGAUUCAGUCCGGCAGCUGUCAGUGAGCAGAGCCAGCACAGAGGAGGUGGCUGCCUUCCUGCUUUAUGUGAAAUCUCUGGAGUACAAGGAUAAACCAGACUACCAGCAUCUCAAAGACCUGCUGGCCAGUGUUGUCAGGGGAAAACUUGACUUCUCCAUGCCUGGCGGACCUGCAACGGUGCCAUCCACAAAGGUAGCAGAUCCUGGCACCAAGGAAAAGCAGAAAGCCGGACGAGCCAGAGGACCCUCCAAAGCCAAGUCUCUGGCUCCAGUGAAGGAUGAAGAAGAACAGAAGGGUGUGAAGUCUAAACCAGUGCCGGCUCACAACAGGAGAGGACCAGUCGUCUCUAAAAGUCAGUCACAGAAGGAAGAGGUUUUGCCAGCGGUCAGAAGAUCACUGAGGCCAAGGCCUGAACCUACACGCACUUAUGAAGAUGAGAGUGAAGAGGAGGAGGAUGAGGAUAAAGGUCGACCCAGACCCAUCGCUGCAUGCUAUCUCAGAGGCCCCCCAAUAGGCCCCAGAACUCAGUCUAAACAGAAAGCCGAAAACAAAAGGACUUCCAGGAAACGGGACGUCCCGACUGAGGAGCGAGGUGUCGGCCUGCAAGGGAGACAACACGUACGCCCGAGCUGUGACAGUAAGAGCCAAACACACUGGGACAGCAGGGGAAGGUGGGAUGAGCGGCUGCACAGCCACAGAGAAGCCUGCAGCCAGGAGCAGUGGUGGGACAGUACCACGUACGGCUCUGGUGACUGGGGAAGGUCGGCUCUCACGGGUGCAGGAGGGGCAGCAAGUCCCACACAGAGGAAAGGACUGCUGCACUGGUUCGUCUUUGUCGGCGUCUCCCUUUUCUUGGGUGGUUGGUUCCUCGGAGUUUGCCAAAGGGAAUUUAAACCCUUUUCAUGAAGACGACUAAGAGUUUGACCGGUUUUGCUACCGUCUUCUCCUCAAAGUGGAGACGGAGCUGAGAGGAAGUCAAUGCCUCUUUUCAGGACGUCUGGGCCGACAUCUUCACAGUAAUGGGCUGCAAUGGAAGGAAAAGCCUCAGUUUUACAACUGACGUAGUCUUUAUAGAUACAUGAAAGAUGUGGUCUCUAAUCUGAUUGGACUGUAGAUGGAAAAACAGCAAACCACUCAAAAUCAUCCGCACAAAUAAAAACUUAUCGUUGA
Scophthalmus maximus (turbot) is the source of this 2208-nucleotide messenger RNA. It is a transcript of the gene vrk2, whose product is annotated as VRK serine/threonine kinase 2. NCBI's taxonomy places the organism in Eukaryota, Metazoa, Chordata, Actinopteri, Pleuronectiformes, Scophthalmidae. Gene Ontology annotation, molecular function: ATP binding; protein serine/threonine kinase activity. Gene Ontology annotation, cellular component: cytoplasm; nucleus. The coding region runs from base 160 to 1944 and encodes 594 amino acids. The record is from RefSeq and is a predicted model, not a curated record. The transcript is spliced from 14 exons. Gene Ontology annotation, biological process: signal transduction; peptidyl-serine phosphorylation.